Molecule: messenger RNA, 3026 nt
Organism: Gavialis gangeticus (Gharial)
Lineage: Eukaryota; Metazoa; Chordata; Crocodylia; Gavialidae
Product: serine/arginine-rich splicing factor 7
Exons: 9
Coding region: 70-822 (250 amino acids)
Biological process (GO): mRNA splicing, via spliceosome
Cellular component (GO): nuclear speck
Molecular function (GO): RNA binding; zinc ion binding
Source: RefSeq, a predicted model, not a curated record
ACCUUAUAUAUAGGGGGGGCGGGUAGCGGCGGAGCGCGUGCGUGCGGGCCGGCGGUUGGAGCUGAGGCGAUGUCGCGCUACGGGCGCUAUGGCGGCGAGACCAAGGUGUACGUGGGCAACCUGGGCACAGGCGCCGGGAAGGGCGAGCUGGAGAGAGCCUUCAGCUACUACGGGCCGCUGCGCACCGUGUGGAUCGCCCGAAACCCGCCGGGCUUUGCCUUCGUGGAGUUCGAAGACCCCCGAGACGCUGAGGAUGCUGUUCGUGGACUAGACGGAAAGGUAAUCUGCGGCUCCAGAGUUCGCGUAGAGCUGUCGACCGGCAUGCCUCGUCGCUCCCGCUAUGACAGACCUCCAGCCCGACGGCCGUUUGAUCCUAACGACAGGUGUUACGAAUGUGGGGAGAAGGGUCAUUAUGCGUAUGACUGUCAUCGUUACAGUCGUCGGAGGAGGAGCCGGUCACGGUCUAGAUCCCAUUCAAGAUCCAGAGGAAGAAGGUAUUCUCGCUCACGCAGCCGAAGUCGUGGGAGACGAUCCAGGUCAGCUUCCCUUCGCCGAUCACGGUCAAUCUCUCCUCGUAGAUCUAGAUCAAUCUCACCCCGCAGAUCCCGGUCUGGUUCCCUAAAAAGAUCAAGGUCUAGAUCGAGGUCAAGGUCCAGAUCCCGGUCUGUUACAUGGCCAAGAAGCAGGUCGGGGUCCCGUGGUAGAUCUAAAUCUGGCUCACCUGCUAAAAGCCGAUCAAAAUCCAGAUCACCAUCUCCAAAGAGAAGCCGUUCACCAUCAGGAACCCCUCGAAGGAGUGCAAGUCCGGAAAGGAUCGAUUAAAAUUACAAAAUUAACCCUUUAGGAAAAAGAUAUUUUGUUUACAUUAUAAGGGAUUUUGUGGUGUCUUUUGAUGUAAAUGUAAGGAUUUAGCUAGAAAGAUAUAUCAGUCAGUUGGCAAUUGACAUGAAUCUGGAUCUUUUAAACAUCAGUAGACUAGUGCACAGCUUUUCUUGUACGUAUUAACAUCCUGUGAUCUGGAAACGUGGGACUUUUUUAUUGGCACAUUGAAAUAAAAUGUAUUUCUAACGAAAAAUCUUUUUGUGGUAAACCUACUACUUCUGUUACAACUUGGUUAUCUUAAGUUGUGUGCCACUGAAGUUGAUGUGCAGAACAUUAGACUUCUAAAAAUGGUGAUAAUAUUGGUGUAACCCCAAGGAAUCAGUCAUUGCCUUCCUGUUUGUUUUUGGAUAGUCCCUGGUGGUCUGGACUUCCUGUUUCUGCUUCCAUUUUAAGAUACACAAAGAGAUGAAAUUUUAAGUUAUCUAUAAAUGGUUUCUGUGAAAGGUAUUUGUGCCCUUCUUUUGCUUUAUGGUAUCUAAAAGUGAUCUGCAAGAGGCCUAUUUUUUCCACUUGAUUUUUACUUAAAAUUUUUAUUCAAGACCAAUGAUGUACCAGAUAUCUUGGUCUUAGUUGAAGGUGCAGAGGUCUUUACUCAAAAAGUUAAAUUGUUGGAAGUUAAAUGAGUAUCAGUAAAAAGGUCUGUAAUACAUACUGAAAAUCUGUAACAGCUCAGUCACCAUUGCUUUUCAUUGUAUUUCAUCUGGCUUUUCAGUCAUACACUGUAAAGAGAAAUGUGUAUUUCUUAACUUAUGAAGAAGAAAACCAAUGGCAUAAGCACAACACUUCGUUAUUUAAAAGUGAUCUAUGACACACAUUCAGGGAAAUUAGUGCAACAAUAUUGUGGCAUUUUUCUCUCCUACGGCUUACUCAGUUUUUCCCCUUAGACCGAGGUGUCAAACUUCAGGCCUGCAGGCAGGAUCUGGCCUGCAGAGCCCUGUUGUGUGGCUAGUAGAAGAGCAGGGAAUUUGGGGGUGGGACCCAUUGCCUAAAUCUGGUGUGAGCCCUGCUGGGUAUGUGUUGGCAGUGGGGGGGGCAAGCGACUGCUGCAUUAGCCACUGCUACUUGCUACUUCAUCUAGAUCUUGAUUGCAAGGAACCCUCCAGUCCAGAUCCAGCCUGCAGGGGUGAGGUGAGUUUGACGCCCCUACCUUAAACAAACUGAGCUGCUAUAAUUACUCUCAAAUGCUGCAAUCACAAAACAGCCUUUUUGCUGACGAUUAAAAAUAAAAUUGUCUAGGUAGUGAUGGACUAAUUUCUAGCACACAGCAGAUGGAAUAUUAAACAACUUAAUGAAUUGUGAGCAAGUAUGCCAAACCCUGUAAGCAAACUUGACUAUAAUUAACUGGGAGUUGCAAAGUAUGGUACUUCCUGUUGAAACUGACUGUGGCUGCGUAUAGGCUUGAUUAACGAGGACACUGUUGGAUUGCCAGCAUCCUUUCUGACAAAAAUACAAGCACGUUAAUAUUCUGGGAUAUUUUGCUGUCACUUUCAAUAGUAAAAAUCUAUUGGGGUUUCCCAAAAAGGAUUUAAGUUUGAAAGGGUAGAUUUCUGUUUGGGCUUCUACUGAACCAGUUAAUGGCAGAUCACACCUUUUAAAAAGUGCAAACUUUAAAAUUCCCUUCAUGGACAUUAAGACUAAGCUUGGGUAACCCACAAUUUUCAGAUAACAGACUUUUCAUUUAAUAUUACAUUUGCCACCCAGUAGACUCGAGUGACACUUUGAAAAGGUCUGGCUAAUGUCAAGUCUUAAAUCUACCAGUCACUUUCGUAGAUUUUCUCUUUUUUUUUUCUUGUGUAAAGUUAUGUGCAUAUACAGUGCAUUAGUGCUUAGCAAUGGGAACUGAUGCUCCAGGUCCAAAUUCUGCUGUGUUUUAACAUUCUGGUAAUAUCCAUAUAAUGAUUGUAAACUGCAAAAUGGGAGCAGGAGGUGACAACAUUGUAUGAUUUUCCCUAAACGAUUAGCAAAAAUACCCAGAAAGCUGUUUCUUAUGACAUUCAUUUGUAUGGAGUAUUGACUAUCCAUUGCCUGGCAGUUUUACAGUAAAAGUACCACACAGGUGGUCUUGAAUUUGAUCAGCUUUUUCUCUUAUCUUUCUGUACUGUUACGGCAAGCCUACUCCACAAUAAACCUGCAGACUAAAACCA